GAAAGGUAACCACAAAAAGGAGUUCACACUCUACCUGGAAAAUGCUGGUCUGGGUUAAGCAGGGCAGCAAGGGGUCUUCUGCUGCAGAGAACACUCUGGCUGCCUCCCCCUUCCUGGCUGGCUUGGGCCCUACUCGAGUUCAGGCUUCACUGCGGCCUACACGGAGGCCUCCGUGGAAGCCCCGCCCACCCGCCGAUCCGCUGAGAGGCGCCCGGGAGAAAAGCAGCUUGCCUGCUGCUUGGAUGGCCGAGCAGGAGGACCAGCAGGAGAGGGGGCCAAGAGGGCAAGGGGCUGAGAGGCUAUGGGGCUGGGCAGGGGGCAAUGGGGAGUCACAUGAGGUGCCCCUGGGGUGCCCCUCCAGGCAGUGGGGCCCCCAGACAACUGUCUCCCCUUGCCCUAUCAUUGUUACGUGCCUGUCUUCCACCAACUUGCAUCGCCUUCCACCAUCUUCCACAGGAAUGCUGACCAAGGAGCUGCCAGACCAUUAACUGGGCCCUGUGGUAUGAUGUAACUGGGAGAACAGGAAGAAAAGGGAAGGCGAGCUGGCCCUGUGGGAGCAGCCAUGACUUGUCCCCUUUGCUAAUCAAGGUCUGCCUUAGUUUGCAUUUAGAUGCGUAGCUACAUGUAAGUGCAAUAAGAUAUGGGGCCACAGCUCAGUGGCAGAGCAUCUGCUUUGCAUGCAGAAGGUCCCAGGUUCAAUCCCUGGCAGCAUUUCCAGGUAGGGCUAGGAGAGAGACUCCUGCCUGUAAUGUAGGAGAAGCUGCUGCCAGUCUGGGUAGACAAGAGUGAGCUAGAUGAGCCAAGGGUCUGACUGGAUAGAAGGCAGCUUCCUAUGUUCCUAAAAGCAAAACGCAUGCAUGUUUCAAGGAGAGGAGAGCUGGUCUUGUGGUAGCAAGCACAACUUGUCCCCUUAGCUAAGCAGGGUCAGCACUGGUUGCAGAUGAGGGAAAACGUGUGAGCACUGGAAGAGAUUCCCCUCAGGGGAUGGGGCUGCUCUGGAAAGAGCAAGUGCCUGCUUGCAUGCAGAAGGUUCCAAGUUCCCUCCCGGGCAGCAUCUCCAAGAUAGGCCGCGAGAGAGACUCCUGCCUGCAACCUUGGAGAAGCUGCUGCCAGUCUGUGAAGACAAUCCUGAGCUAGAUAGACCAAGGGUCUGACUCAGUAUCUGGCAGCUUCCUAUGUUCCUAAACUCUCUUUCUCCUUCUCGGCAGUAUAAAAUAGAGAAAAUGGUUCUGCUGAUUCGGAAGCUGAGUCUUUCGGUGUGGCACAAUGACCCUUUGGGGAGGAACAGCUUCUUGGGUGAGAGGGAAGUAGACCUGGCCGGCUGGGACUGGAGGAACAAUAAGCUGAACUGGUAUAUGCUGAAACCCCGGUCUCUCUCUACAAUCAAUUGCGUUGACCAUCGAGGAGUGAUAAACCUGUCCAUUAAGUACAUCCCACCAGGAUCCCUAGGUCGAAAGACCCCUCCGUCUGGGGAGGUCCAUAUCUGGGUCAAGGACACCAAAGAUCUGCCCCAGUUACGUCCCUCCGGAGUGGGCUCCUUUGUGAAAUGCUACGUUCUUCCAGACACCAGUAAAAAGAGCUACCAGAAGACCCUCAUUGUACAGAGGGACUCCAACCCAGUGCUUAACCACACCAUCGUGUACGACGGCUUUCAUACAGAAGAUCUGAAGGAUGCCUGUGUCGAGCUGACCGUCUGGGAUCAUGAGAAACUGACCAAUCACUUUCUGGGAGGGAUCCAGCUGGGACUUGGGACAGGCUCCAGCUAUGGGAUUGCCGUUGACUGGAUGGACUCCACACAAGAGGAGGUCGCAUUUUGGCAGGAAAUGAUGACCACGGCGAAUGAAUGGAUUGAAGCGUCCCUGCCUUUGCGCUCUCUGGCUGGAAAAAGGAAGCUGAAAUGAACAGCUGGCAGCAGCCCACAGAGGAACGGAGAACCGUUUACACAGAGAAGAGGGCCAAUGCAAAGCUGGCUGACCUCAGGAUUGCCUGUGCAAUGCACUUCGAAAGGACAAGGUAUUAUUACUCAUCCCAAGAGAGGACUGAGCGGAUUUUACAUCCCAGCUAGCUGAAAGACCUGCUGCUCGUCACCUCUCCAUCAUCUAGACCUUAGAUUUUAUUCGACUUUGGGUUUGUACCCAGAGAGCAGGGAAGAAAUGGUGUAAAUAUGUUUAUAGUUUAUUUUAUUACAGUGUCCAUGAUGCUG
Hemicordylus capensis (graceful crag lizard) is the source of this 2203-nucleotide messenger RNA. RefSeq names its product synaptotagmin-like protein 2. The transcript is spliced from 5 exons. Gene Ontology annotation, molecular function: neurexin family protein binding. Gene Ontology annotation, cellular component: plasma membrane; exocytic vesicle. The record is from RefSeq and is a predicted model, not a curated record. Bases 1176 to 1901 code for a protein of 241 amino acids. NCBI's taxonomy places the organism in Eukaryota, Metazoa, Chordata, Lepidosauria, Squamata, Cordylidae. Gene Ontology annotation, biological process: exocytosis.